This is a messenger RNA of Echinops telfairi (small Madagascar hedgehog), 2679 nucleotides long. RefSeq names its product fibroblast growth factor 11 (gene FGF11). Gene Ontology annotation, biological process: positive regulation of cell population proliferation; cell differentiation; positive regulation of protein phosphorylation. The transcript has 4 exons. NCBI's taxonomy places the organism in Eukaryota, Metazoa, Chordata, Mammalia, Afrosoricida, Tenrecidae. Gene Ontology annotation, molecular function: growth factor activity; fibroblast growth factor receptor binding. Gene Ontology annotation, cellular component: cytoplasm. The record is from RefSeq and is a predicted model, not a curated record. The coding region runs from base 1282 to 1911 and encodes 209 amino acids.
GGAGCUGCUGUCGCCACCGCCGCCACCACUCCGCCCGGUCCAGCCGCCUCGCCCAGUGCUCGGACUACACCGGACCGGGGCGCUCUGCAAACACCCUCAUUCCUUCCUGGGGGCCCAAGGCAUCAAUAUGGGUUUGGGGGGAAGCUCCUCUCGCGAGGGACCGUGAGGAGGGAGGAACCGGAGCCAGCGCCACCCGUCGCCGGAUCAACAGGACCGGACAGGUUGAGGGGCGUCGGGGAUGGAAGAGGGCCUGCUGUAGGCAGUCCGGGGAGGACGCGGAAGCCGGAUGGCCGGAAGCUCAGACUGAUGCGCUCCCACUAGUAGGGGGCCUGUUCACAGUUGGGGACUAGUGACAACGUGGGUGAACUCCACUCGGGGACUGGUGGAUUUGGAGGGCGUGGGAUCUGAACAGCACCAGCUGUCCCCAGGGAAAUUUAAGGGGCAACCAGGAAAAAAGAAAGAAAAAAUAGCCCCUAACACUACUUAUUUCCAGGUGACAGUGGGCCCCUCUGACAACCACCUGGUGUGUCGCUAGGAAAGGUGAAUUUGGAGGUGACUUCUAAAGGAGUGGAGGGUGGCUAGGCGAGGAAAGGGGGUGGGUAGCAGAAACAUGGGAGUGACUGGGUAAAAAAAGAAAAAGGUAUUGUCCAGCAAGAGGGCCUAGGAACCUCUUCAGAACCUGAAGAAUCUGGGCAUUCAAAGGCAUAGGUCUGGGGUAUUUCACGGAAAAAGUGGGGGCUCCUCUUUAUUUCAGGGGUAGCAAAGGAAACACAGUAGCAAGGUUGAGUUCCUCUCUGACAUUGGCGGUUCCCUCAUGGAGGUGGGUGAGCUAAUAUUCUCAAAGCAGAGGACUCACGCCGCGUAGAUACAAGAGUGGGUCUGCUAGGGGUGCAGAGCCCCAGAAUCUGGUGGAGAGGUGUCUGGCGAUAGUAGAACCAUAUCUUGGUAAUUGGGGGGGGGGGUCUCGCAUUUGGGAUUGGAGCCAGAAAACUGUAGAGCAGCGUAGGGGGGCUUUCCGUAAGAGGCAAAUUUUGAGGGCAGGGUCGACUGAGCGUCCGGACGGCUGCCGGGCCCUGGGGAGCGAGCACGGCACCGGGGCCCCCGAAGGUCGGAGCUGGUGACUGAAGGGGGGGCCUCUAGGGCUUAGCCUCAGGUCCUGUGGGUGCGGCGGCGAGUCCCGGCCAGAGAGGCACGAGCAUGCCGUGGUGAGCGGGUUUCUCUGGGGGAACCCAGCGUGCUCCAAGCGCCGGCCAGUUUGGGGGUGCCUCCUCCUGGGGCGCCAUGGCGGCGCUGGCCAGUAGCCUGAUCCGGCAGAAGCGGGAGGUCCGCGAGCCCGGGAGCAGCCGGCCCGUGUCGGCGCAGCGGCGCGUGUGUCCCCGCGGCACCAAGUCCCUCUGCCAGAAGCAGCUCCUCCUCUUGCUGUCCAAGGUGCGACUGUGCGGGGGGCGGCCCGCGCGGCCGACCCCCGGCCCGGAGCCUCAGCUCAAAGGCAUCGUCACCAAACUGUUCUGCCGCCAAGGCUUCUACCUCCAGGCGAAUCCUGAUGGGAGCAUCCAGGGCACCCCAGAGGACACCAGCUCCUUCACCCACUUCAACCUGAUCCCCGUGGGGCUGCGUGUGGUCACCAUCCAGAGUUCCAGACUGGGCCACUACAUGGCCAUGAAUGCUGAGGGCCUUCUCUACAGCUCGUGGCCAUGUACCGGGAGCCUUCUCUCCACAGUGUCCCUGAGACUUCUCCUUCCAGUCCCCCUGACCCCUGAAAUGCAGUUGCUGGGCCGGAGGCUUCCUACAUUCCCACAGAACCAGCCACCGCCACCGCCACCGCCUCUCCCCUGGCGCUGCUCUCAUCCCAGCCAGGUUCCACCAGGUGCUCUUCCCUGGGGUCACCUAGGAGCUGGCUGGGAUUUCUAAGACCCACCAAUCCUGGAGCCCAGAAGGGAGGUGCAGAGAGUGUCUGAAAAUGAACCUGGUUGAUCACUCUCCCCUUCCUUCCAUGGCCACUCUCCCCACCAAACCUUUUCCUGGGGUAACGGUGUGGUUUCCAAAUGGACAGAACCAGGGCCUAAACACUCCCUACCCCAGGCCCUGCCAGUUCCUGGACCUCAUGCCUCUUCUUCAUUGCUACUGGACCAUAGACUUCUAGUUCCAUUGGCGCUCAGGAUUAAUUUCCCUUUUCCCCCACUCCACCUUCUGCCUUGGACUGGACAGGUUCUGGAACAUCAGGACCCCCCCCACCCCCACCAGCCAGGGCCAUUUCUGCACUAGAACUUUGUGCUGGAAUCUAGGCACGCUGCCAGACUGUUCUGAAUCCAUUAGGCUUCUGUCCUUUACCCAGACUCUUGGUUUCCAAGUAGACAAAGGCUGGAUUUAAUGUCUGUCAGGCUGAGACCACAGUCUGAACUGGGACCAGUCUCAGAUCACCACAGGCUUUAACCUCCUUAUCCCAGAGACAACCAGUUCUAGAGCACGGUGUUCUAAACCUACAUGGAGCCAUACUUGUCCUGAAUCUCAGCUCUAGGACAUAGACCACAAAUCUCAGCCCUUCCUCCCCCAGUCCCUCAGGAUGGGGCUGGGCCCUGCACAGCCAUAGUAUUGCUCUAGAGCAGGGGGCCACAUGCAGCCCACCGAGGACAUUUAUCCGGCCCGCUGGGUGUUUUUGCCCUUUUUUUUUUACUUCAA